GGCGAGGCAGAUCUGACAGGCUGGGACAAAACCUGUUGGAUGCCUCUGCCUCUGGACCUCCUCCAGCUCUGGAGUGUUUUGGUGUUGGACAGCCAGAGGACACACUGCAUGAACAACGGGUCAUCAAAACCUUGAAUGGAUUAUAAUUAAUCUGAUCUGUACAAUCAUUAACCCAACAUCAACUGUAGGAGCAACAGCACAGAAGAUCUGACUCUAAAUUGAUCCUCAGUGAUCAGUUCAUCUCUGGACAAAUCCGAUCUUGCUCUCUGAGUCAGGAGACCAAGCUGCAGUCAAGGCUUUUCAGUCGACAGAAAGUACUCUCUGAUGACCAUCUUGGAUGGCCACAGGUCUGUGGCAGCAGUGGCUAUGAACAGCUGACUGCCUUCUCAGUGUAAAACCUGAGCAUCUCAACAGAAUUCAAUAGACAUGGUUCAUUUCUUUGCUGGUUUUGAUUGGUAACUGAUCAUUUAUCAAAUCAAUUCAUUGUUGUUUGCUUGAUAACUAGAGUAUCUGGUCAGCUAACCACACCACAACUGAUCUGCACACUACUAAGCAGAGGCUAGUUUAGGUUUAGCAAGCAGCUGCUUAACAGUGUACAAAUGACCUUUCUAAAGCCAAAAACUAUUUUAUUUUAGUAGCUCUGGAUGUCAUUCAUAGGAUAUUUGUAAUAAAAAUGCCAAGUCUCUACUGGAGAUUAUAAAAUUUUCACCAUCACUCAAAGAUUGCACAACUAAACCUGGCUACAUAAAGAGCCAGCAAACUACAGGAGGAAUUACACCCAACAGAUAUACUGACUUAAAUUCCCAUGGAGGGGAACAACAGCAACAUGGAGUGUCAGAUCUGUCUCAAUGAGUACAGCUGGAGACGCAGGGCCAAGCGACUGGCCUGCCAGCAUACCUGCUGCUCCGUCUGCCUGAGUCACCUGGUCAUGUUCAGGCAUGCUUAUGUCAACAGAGACCAGAUGAACAGACCCAACAUGGAACAAAACUCAUGGACUAAUGGAAGAGGAGAGCCUGAGCUCAACUGCCUCUACAGAGAAGCUCCAGUCCAAAAUAACUCCACAGAGGUGAAUAUGAACACUGUGGGGCGAAGGGAGACAGCUGGGAAGACCAGGGCAGAGGUUCAAGUCUUGACCAACCAAAGAGAAGGAAUGACUGAUCCAAACGUGGCUGGUGCUGAUCAAGCGGACAUGCUAGUGAGCUUCAGUAUGCCAAGAAUCAGUCAGAGCGACAGGACUGAGAUCAGCGCCCACCAAACUGAGGAACAGGCCAGUCUCAAAACUAUUGUAACCAGUCAGAAAACUAUCAUCUGUCCCUGGUGUCGGUGUGUCACUGUACUUGCUCACGGCAUGUCUGUCAAUAGUCUCCCUGAUGAUGAGGAGAAACUGUCUGCUGUUGUUCCAGCAGCAGCAACACCGCUGCUAAUCCCUGAGUUCACACCUGCGUUCAUAAGAAUUCUACCCAACAACAGCUCUGAAUCCAUGCUGCCAGCGUGCAUCAGUGUUGAUGGAAACCAUCAUAGAGACCCAGCCAGAGGACCUGUAUUAGCCCUUUCUGACCUAGCUUCUCUGUCUCGGGAUAGAAACUCAAGGAUGUGGGGUGUCCAGGGUGAGAGGGUGUGUGUAGAUGAGGAGAUGGUGCCUGAUGUGUUCAUCCAAGCCGUUCACCAUGAUCAGUUGUGGCUGACGGGGGCUGUCCUCACUGUCUACCUCCACCUCUGUAAAGUAUGA
Messenger RNA from Myripristis murdjan (pinecone soldierfish), 1729 nucleotides. RefSeq lists its product as uncharacterized. The transcript is spliced from 3 exons. Bases 806 to 1729 code for a protein of 307 amino acids. NCBI's taxonomy places the organism in Eukaryota, Metazoa, Chordata, Actinopteri, Holocentriformes, Holocentridae. The record is from RefSeq and is a predicted model, not a curated record.